This is a messenger RNA of Echinococcus granulosus, 2301 nucleotides long. RefSeq names its product Activating signal cointegrator 1 complex subunit. The transcript has 15 exons. Gene Ontology annotation, molecular function: ubiquitin binding. Bases 1 to 2301 code for a protein of 766 amino acids. The record is from RefSeq and is a predicted model, not a curated record. NCBI's taxonomy places the organism in Eukaryota, Metazoa, Platyhelminthes, Cestoda, Cyclophyllidea, Taeniidae.
AUGGCUUCAAAGUCCAUAACCGAGCAGUUCAGGAAGAGUGAGAUUGACGAGAAAACUUACACCUUAAUUGACUCCCACUGGGUAGUUCAGAAACAACUCCCAACUUUUCGUAUUCCAAAUGCUCAAGAUGUGUCUAGUAGCGGUAGUUCCCAGUGGCUGGAAGAUAUGAAUACCCUUAUUUCCUACUAUUCGAAUAUCCUAACUAGCCCCUUUGACAAAUUUUGGGUGGAGGUGAAACAUCAAAAAUCGCUUGCAUUAUCAAUGCACGCAUUUCUCGAACAUUGCCCAAGGGACCCUAAACGUUUUGCUUUUCCGAAGAGGUUCGUCGAUUCGGUCUCUCAAUUAUAUGCAUUGGUGCUUCUGAUUCUUUUAAGAGCAUCAAAAUCCACAGAAUCUAAGGAUAUGUUUCUACGGUCAUUUGAACAUGAAAACAUAAUCUACAACGGUGCUGUCUUUGAUAUCCCGUGCUUAAUCGAUCUUGCAGUUCUCUAUGGGAACAGUUUUCCAGACAUUGUAACAACGAUUUUUCGAUCUGUGUUUGGUACGGGCGGCAAAUUUGCAGAUGAUGCGGUUUCGGUUAUUUGCCGUGCUACUACUGUUUUUGAACAGAUAGAAAAGGGCGUUUCGGGAUGGCAAUUCGAUGGCCGACAUCAAUUUACUUCCUCUAACUCCGAUACCAUCGACAUCGUGUCGGAAACCAUUGAUUACAUCGCGAAUGCUGGAAGAAGUUUGGGCAUUUUCUUAACCUUCCUUAGUCCAAUAAAUCCAUCCAUUGCGGAAUUCUGUAUUCAGCGAAAUGUAAUUUCAAGUUUGGCUAAUUUCUACAGCACAACGAUCGUUACUAUUCGUGAUCACAUUCUUCGCAGCAUGACAUGGUCUACCGAAAAGAAGUCUGUGCUGCUGAACAAACUAGCGAUUGCGGCGGCUGCUCUUGUAAAGACGGUACGAGUUGGACUUGUAGAACCGGGUCUUGUGCACAGGAUCAUGCAGAUGACCUUCGAUGGUUCGGACGCGAGCUCCAAUCAAUCUCUCAUGGAGGCUACUAAUACCCUCAUUGCGGUUAUGGUGGAUAUGCUAAACCACCCUGAAUUUGCGACGGCGUAUGCGCGGCUGUAUCCCGUGGACGAUGAAAUCAUUCUUAUUCGGGAAAACGCAAAUUCCAUAAAUGUGGAUAAGGACCAACUGGAGUACUUGCGAAAUGCGUUCUCACGCCUGUUCGAAGAGUCGUCAGCGAAACUCGUCAACAGUGAUGGCGCAGAGGUAGCACCGCCUCCUGUGGAAGAGAUGUUGCGAGGCACGAUGGAUGAGGAACCUCAACCAGGCCCUUCUCGCCCUCCGCAAUUCCUUGCUGUCAAAGCUGUUCUUCCCGCCACUAACGAUGAUCUCAUUGAGCGUUGUCUGGAGUACUACAAUAAUGACUCCCAAUCUGCCAUAACUGCACUCUUAGACGGAUCGGUACCAUUGGGUGUUAGCGAUCCGGAUUCUGUCAAACCGACGACGCAGUAUAGGCCAGAUCAACUCUGGCAGGGCAAGCGACAAAACGAUGUCACGAUGCAGCCCCUCUCAAAGGCGGAACGAGAGCAUAUCAGCCAGUUAGCUGUCAGUGUUUGGGAUGACGACGAUGGCAAUCCCGAAAACGGGGGUGAUGUGGAAAAUGGAGGGAAGGGUGGUGCUAGGUUUUUUGGAGAACGCCAGGUGGAUCUCACCUAUGAAGACGAAUAUGACGAUACCUAUGAUGUGGAAGUGGGGGCUAAAAUGGAGCCGCUGGACGAAGAAGAGGCUGAGAAUGCAGAACUUGGGGGUGCAUUUGAUCAACCUGAAAAGUCACAGCGCCCUGCCUCCCCCACACAGGAUGCGCAACGAGCUGACCGAGGGAAGCAUCGCUACCGUCAGGAGCCUUUUGAUCCGCAACCACGCCAAAAUGUUCUUCCAAUUGAAAAUCCUGAAAAUGUACGUUGGAGACGCCAACAGGCCGCUGCGAACAGGGCAAUGCGAUAUGGUCGCGAUAGGAUAAUCAAACGUUCAGGAGUACCUCCCCAGCUGAUACCACCGAAGUUUGAAAAGAAAUCACCUUCACAGUCCCUGGAUGGGUUGUCAAACUCUGGACGCGGCAACCCAACGAAGACCGAUGGAGAAGCCGGUCCAUCCACUCAAAAUGGACGAGGCGGUUCCAGGUCUGAGCACCUCCGUGGCCAUCGUAACAGCCGUGGAGGUGGUGGUCGUGGCCGUGCCUCUGGCCGGGGUGGCGGCAAUACCUACGCUAAUCGCUUGAAAGAACGGUAUGGUGCCCAUGGCCGAUGA